Messenger RNA from Zea mays, 717 nucleotides. Its product is annotated as 2-alkenal reductase (NADP(+)-dependent)-like. NCBI's taxonomy places the organism in Eukaryota, Viridiplantae, Streptophyta, Magnoliopsida, Poales, Poaceae. Gene Ontology annotation, molecular function: 2-alkenal reductase [NAD(P)H] activity. The transcript has a single exon. The record is from RefSeq and is a predicted model, not a curated record. Bases 197 to 502 code for a protein of 101 amino acids.
UUCUACCGUGCCGGGUUCGGACCGGGCCCAAAAAGCGGGCUUCGUGCCGGGCUCACGGGCCUCGUGCUUUUUGGCCAUCUAUAACUACAAGUCCGAGGCCGACCUCGGCGCCGCGCUCAAGCGGUGCCUUCCCGACGGCGUCGACGUCUACUUCGACAGCGUGGGCGGCGCGACGCUCGACGCCGUGCUGCUCCAGAUGCGCCGCGGCGGCAGGGUCGCGGCCUGCGGCAUGAUCUCGCAGUACAAUCUGGAGGAGCCGUACGGCCUGCGCAACCUCUACUGCAUCGUCGCCAAGUCCAUCCGGCUGGAGGGGUUCUACUUUACUUCCUACAUGCAUGUGUACGCGAGGUUCGAGGAAGAGAUGGCUGGCUACAUCAAGGACGGGAAGGUCACCGUCGUCGAGGACGUCGUCGAGGGCAUUGACAGCGCACCGGCUGCUCUGAUAGGGUUGUUCUCUGGCAAAAACGUAGGGAAGCAGUUGGUUGCCAUUGCAAGGGCAUGAGUUGAAGCAGGAACUGAUCCGUUCUGGUGACCAGCUGAGCGAAAACAAGUAUUGUGUGCUACUACUUGAGUGAAGCCUCUUCUACCGAUCCUAGCUUGUUUAAAUAUAUAAGAGGGCACUGUUAUUGUAUAUUGCAAUAAAAAACAUAUUAUAGUUUGCAUUUCAUCGGUAUAUUCUCACCUAAAUGAAGGCCAAUGCACUUUUAUUUGAGGAUC